AUGGAUUAUUUUGUGCCGCUGCAAUUCGAUGGUUGUGGUAUUUCUUUGCCUGUGCAGAUGAUUGGUUAUAAGUGCAAUUUCCUCUGGCCACUUAAAGAAAAUGCCAAUCUAAUAAGCCGAGUGAUGAAUUAUAUAGGUCUGAGUGUAAAUGUACUCUUCUAUUUUGGCACUAUUUUGGGCGAGCUCAGUUUUAUUUACGAAAAUAUGGGAAACAUACCAGCGAUCGCCGAUUGUCUGUCCACUGCUCUGAUGGGCGGGCAAUAUAUAAUACGAAUUUUUGUGCUCACCACUCGUAAUCGUUCGAUGAGAAAGCUAUUAAAAAAAUUUUACCGCAACAUAUACUUUACCAACGCCGACGAUUUAGCUUUGUAUAGGCAACUUAAGGCGAUAGUGCGCUAUGCUAAUAUAUUCACACAAUUCUACUAUGCACCAAUGCUGCUUCUAAUUGCACAAUAUGCAUACGAUGUGAUAAGCGUGGGUCUGGCAUCACCUGAUAAGCCAUUUAUCUAUCGUAUGUCUUUUCGCUGGUACGACGCACAGGUGCCGCUGCCAUUUAUCAUCACAGCCAUCUAUACUGGUUGGCUGACGAUAUCUACUGUGACAAUAUGGGCCGCUGAGGAUUACACACUCUGUUUGGUGCUCUGUCAUGCGAGUUUUCGCUAUAAGGAAUUGCGUUUGGAAUUGCAGCGCUUGCUGGAGACGGCACGUGCGGAGGCACAUUUCAGAAAUGAAGAUAUGCAUACAGCCUUUCGGCGACAUCUCUACGAUGUUUUUCGACGGCAACAGCGACUAAACAGCUUUAUUGCUGAGGCCAAGGCUCAUUUCACCCACCAAAUAUUCUAUAUUAUGUCUUUUGGCGUUCUGCUGCUCUGCGUUGUCUCCUUCCAGUUUCAGCGCACCGAAAUGGGCAUUGGAUGGAGUAAAUAUAUUGCUUGGCUCAUUUCACAAACUUCGCAGUUUCUGUUAAUUGGCUAUUUCGGUCAAAUGCUGAUGAAUGAGACCACAGAGUUAAAAAAUAGCUUCUAUUCGUGCCGUUGGGAGGAUUUGUUGCCUCUAGGCGAUCAAAAGAGCAAUAAAAUAUUACUGCGUGAUAUAAAAUUUGCCAUAAUGAAUGCUCAGAAGCCCAUUGUGUUGGAGGGUAUGAAAAUUUUUCCGCUGACUUAUGCUACAGUGGGUACGGCUCUUCGUUCAGCUGUGUCUUACUUUAUGUUCUUGAAUACUAUGAAUAACGCUAACUGA
Rhagoletis pomonella (apple maggot) is the source of this 1239-nucleotide messenger RNA. RefSeq names its product odorant receptor 74a-like. Gene Ontology annotation, cellular component: plasma membrane. Gene Ontology annotation, biological process: detection of chemical stimulus involved in sensory perception of smell; sensory perception of smell. Gene Ontology annotation, molecular function: odorant binding; olfactory receptor activity. The record is from RefSeq and is a predicted model, not a curated record. Lineage: Eukaryota; Metazoa; Arthropoda; Insecta; Diptera; Tephritidae. The transcript has 7 exons. The coding region runs from base 1 to 1239 and encodes 412 amino acids.